Molecule: messenger RNA, 670 nt
Organism: Argentina anserina (silverweed cinquefoil)
Lineage: Eukaryota; Viridiplantae; Streptophyta; Magnoliopsida; Rosales; Rosaceae
Product: B3 domain-containing protein Os04g0386900-like
Exons: 3
Coding region: 115-555 (146 amino acids)
Molecular function (GO): DNA binding
Source: RefSeq, a predicted model, not a curated record
ACUGCAGUUCUCCAUUCUCAAAGCCAUAUCAAGCCAGCUCUCUCACCAAGAUAUCAUCUUUAGAGAUAAAUAAUAAUUUGUCAAGUUCCAGUUGGCCAAGCAGAAAAUACUGAAAUGGCACACUCAGCACAAUCCUCAGCAACUCCCUCGAUUGAAUUGCAUGGUGACGAAUUCUGGCCACUUUCAGGGAAACCUUACUUUGAUGUCAUACUCACGAAAUCCCAUGUCAAACCCAUUUACCAAAUGGAGAUCCCACCCAAGCUUGAUUCAGUAUUACCUGCGGGUAAUUCAGUCCCUAUGGUCCUCAGCUUUGGGGAGAAGAGCUGGGAGAUGACAUUUAGUGAAACAAAACGUCUUAAAUUAGUUGAUCGACACUCAUGGAAGUCAUUUGUCGAUGACAACAGUCUGAAGGCUGGAGAUGGAUGUGUUUUCGAACUCAUAAGCUGUGACAGUACAAAAGUGUUGUUCAAGGUCCAAAUCCUCAGAGGUGACAUCCCAGCUGAGCUAAUGGAGAAGUACUCCAAUGAGGCUGAGAAACCCAUUGUUAUACAAUAAUGUUUCCUUUCCAUGGAUCAUUGAUGUACCAAUUUCCUGACUCAUUGGUGAAGAAGAGAUCAAGUGAAUUUCUUGUAAUGCAAGGAGAAACUUGUGAAUCAAAUGUCGAUUUCAA